Phlebotomus argentipes is the source of this 1468-nucleotide messenger RNA. RefSeq names its product GTP-binding protein Rheb homolog (gene Rheb). NCBI's taxonomy places the organism in Eukaryota, Metazoa, Arthropoda, Insecta, Diptera, Psychodidae. Gene Ontology annotation, molecular function: GDP binding; GTPase activity; GTP binding. Gene Ontology annotation, biological process: small GTPase-mediated signal transduction. The transcript is spliced from 5 exons. Gene Ontology annotation, cellular component: plasma membrane. The coding region runs from base 174 to 722 and encodes 182 amino acids. The record is from RefSeq and is a predicted model, not a curated record.
GGAAAACUGAACGAAGAAAUGCCAAACAAAUGGCGUAUUUGGAAAAUACAGUACUUAGGAAAUUGAGAAAUUGUGCCCAAGUGUUGUCGCUGUGAAUUUCACCAGCAAUCUCUGUUCAAUUUACACCGCACCAUUUAUACUGUAGCGCUAGCGAGAGCAUCUGAGCAGCCACAAUGCCGGCCAAGGAGAGAAAUAUUGCCAUGAUGGGCUACAGAAGUGUUGGAAAGUCCUCGCUCAGCAUCCAAUUCGUGCAAGGUCAAUUCGUCGAUUCUUAUGAUCCCACAAUCGAGAAUACAUUCACAAAGCUCACCAGAGUGAAUUCGACUGACUACGAGGUGAAGCUGGUGGACACGGCCGGCCAGGAUGAGUACAGCAUAUUCCCGGCGCAGUACAGCAUGGACUUCCACGGCUACGUGCUCGUGUACUCCAUCACCAGCCGGAAGUCCUUCGAAGUCAUUCAAAUCAUCUACGAGAAGCUCAGCGAUGUCAUGGGAAGCUCUCACGUACCGGUUGUUCUUGUUGGAAACAAGACUGACUUGCAUCAGGAGCGAGCUGUUACCACGGAAGAGGGCAAGAAGAUGGCUGAGGCAUGGAAAGCGAACUUCCUAGAGACUUCUGCGAAACAGAAUGAGUCUGUGGCCGACAUCUUUCAUUCCCUCUUGCAACAAAUUGACCGGGACAAUGGAAAUACACAGGAAAAGAGUAGUUGCCGGAUUUCCUGAAUUGCUGCCCGACAACGUGAGGACAUUUUAAGAGAAAUGGAAACUUCUAAAGUAAUCUAGUGUAAUUGUAACAAGGAUAAAAUGCAUAACAAAUAAUCCCAAAAAAAACUACAGAUAAACUCAAUUGAUAAAUAAUUGUAUAAAAUCAAGGAAUAAUCUUGCAAAGAGAGACAGAGAAUGGAUAGGAAAUCAAAAAAAAGGAAAACGAGAGUUGAUGAACGAAAACGUAUCAAAGGAGCGCAAUAAUGAAUUUACUGUAUAAAGGGGCAGAUUUUUUGUAAAAGUGGGGAAUUGAGAAGCAUAAGAUUGACCAAGAUUCCCAUCUCUCCAAAGUAAAAACUUAAAAUAGUAAAACUUUCACACUUAAUUCGACGCAUUUCUAUAUCUGAAAGUCAACUUUUUUCCUUCAGUGUGACUCUUGUACAACUUGAUAACACAAAAAUUUUAUAUAUUUACACAAAUCUAUAUUAGAAGCUUAAGUGAGAAUUAUUUUUAUUUUCUAUACACAGUGUAGAUUUCUUUAUUUAUCAAAGUCUCUGUUUAAGACUUUUCUAGGUAGAUUUAUUUAGAGAUGAUCACACACAUCGAGAUGUGGAAGAGAUUUAUUUUUCUUUCAAUAUAAAUGGCAGAAACAGGGAAAGGCGCUGAGGAAAUCUAUCGAAGAUCUUCCCCGGGAAAUUGUCUAGUAAGUCACCAAUUUAUCUUUCGUGUUUCUCCACCUUCUAUUUUCUAAUAAACAGUGACAA